This is a messenger RNA of Leptosomus discolor (cuckoo roller), 708 nucleotides long. RefSeq names its product carbohydrate sulfotransferase 14 (gene CHST14). Gene Ontology annotation, cellular component: membrane. Lineage: Eukaryota; Metazoa; Chordata; Aves; Leptosomiformes; Leptosomidae. Gene Ontology annotation, molecular function: sulfotransferase activity. Gene Ontology annotation, biological process: dermatan sulfate proteoglycan metabolic process; carbohydrate biosynthetic process. The record is from RefSeq and is a predicted model, not a curated record.
CUCCUGGUCAGCGACAAGUACCGCUUCUUGUACUGCUACGUGCCCAAGGUGGCCUGCUCCAACUGGAAACGCAUCCUGAAGGUGCUGGACGGGGCGCUGGAGAGCGUCGACGUCAAGCUGAAGAUGGACCACAAGAGCGACCUGGUGUUCCUGGGGGACAUGAAGCCGGACGAGAUCAGCUACCGCCUGAAGAACUACUACAAGUUCAUCUUUGUGCGGAACCCCAUGGAGAGGCUGCUGUCGGCCUACAGGAAUAAAUUUGGGGAGAUCAAGGAGUACCAGCAGAAGUACGGGGUGGAGAUCGUCAGGCGGUAUCGGAAGAACGGGGGGAAUUCGGCAGGCAACGACGUGACCUUCUCCGAGUUUCUGCGGUACCUGCUGGACGAGGAGGUGGAGAGGAUGAACGAGCACUGGAUGCCCAUCUACAACCUGUGCCAGCCCUGCGCCGUGAGGUACGACUUCAUCGGCUCCUACGAGCGGCUGAACACCGACGCCAACUACGUCCUCGAGCGAGUCCAGUCGCCCUCCUUCGUCCGCUUCCCCGAACGGCAGUCGUGGUACAAGCCCGUGACGGCAGAAACACUCCAUUACUACCUGUGCAACACCCAGCGCCGGCUAAUAAAAGAGCUGUUACCAAAAUAUAUCAUGGAUUUCUCCCUCUUUGCCUACCCCCUUCCCAACAUAACCAGCGAAUUCUGCAGGCAAUGA